Molecule: messenger RNA, 2763 nt
Organism: Ramularia collo-cygni
Lineage: Eukaryota; Fungi; Ascomycota; Dothideomycetes; Mycosphaerellales; Mycosphaerellaceae
Product: related to DNA ligase (ATP)
Exons: 2
Coding region: 1-2763 (920 amino acids)
Biological process (GO): Okazaki fragment processing involved in mitotic DNA replication; lagging strand elongation; DNA recombination
Cellular component (GO): mitochondrion; nucleus
Molecular function (GO): DNA ligase (ATP) activity; ATP binding; DNA binding
Source: RefSeq, a predicted model, not a curated record
AUGGCGCCAAAGCAGCAAGCAAAACUCGGCAAGUUCUUCGGCAACCCAGGUGGUCCCAAGGCCACGCCCCAACAAGCCAAAUUGUCUUUCUCGUCCAAAUCUGAGAAGAAGAACGAUGGAGACGACGCCGAUAUAUCCACAGGCGGAUCCAAGAAUGACGAUGUCAGAAUGGAAGAUGCUGCUACGCCCGACGACGAAUCAGUUAAGCACGACGAGGACGAAAACGGCAUCAAGACGGAAACAGCCCCUUCACUCGAUUCCAAGAAGCGACGUGCUUCCACCGACGAUGAGAGCAUUGCUGAUGAAGACAAUGAUGAGCCACCUACCAAGAAGCAGCGUCAAAAGCCUGUAGCCAAUGGCAGCAACAAGAAGGGUGUUGCGAAGAAGUCGACAGCCAAGAGCAAAGUCAAGCAGGAGAUAGAGGAGGAGGAUGAACUUCAUGUCGAGAAAUCCACAGCGAAGAAACCGGCAAAGUCAAACACCAAGGCUCAAGCGAGCAGUGCGAAGAAGACCGUGGCCGACGAUGGCGACGAAGAAGAAGAAGACAGCAAGUCGGUCACCAAAGGCUCCAUUAGUAAACCGGUUACAACCAAGACACCCAUCAAGGCGGAAGACGACGAUUCCAAUUCGGCGGAAGAAGGAUCUGAAGACGAAGAGAUAUCUGAAKAAGAGGAGGAAAUCAAACCCGAGGUCGCAGCGAAAAUUCGUGCCAAAGUGCAGAGCACGCUCAAGUCCAAGAAAGAUCCCUAUCCAGAUUGGAAAGCCGGAGAUCCAGUACCUUAUUUGGCGCUGUGCACCACCUUCUCGAAGAUUGAGUGUACGACCAAGCGCCUGGAGAUUGUCGCACAUUGUUCGCUCUUCCUACAGCAAGUUCUGCGCCUCACUCCUGGUGAUCUUCUGCCUACGGUACUCCUCAUGAUUGGUAAACUCGCUGCUGAUUACGCCGGUGUCGAGCUCGGAAUAGGGGAGUCUCUCAUCAUGAAGGCCAUUGGAGAGACAACUGGUCGCAGCUUGAAGAUCAUCAAGGAGGACCAACAGAAGAUUGGAGAUCUCGGCCUCGUUGCUGCCAAGAGUCGAGGCAACCAACCAACAAUGUUUAAGCCCAAGCCGCUCACUGUCCGCAGCGUGCAUGAGGGUCUGAUGAAAAUUGCUGUAGUGGAAGGCUCUGGCUCUCAAGGCCGCAAGGUGGAUGCCAUCAAGAAGCUUCUCGCAUCAGCAGAUGUCAGCCUACCGAAAGGUAAGACCAUUGACAUAAAUGAGGACAAGGGCGGUCCAAGCGAGUCCAAGUUUAUCAUUCGAGCUCUUGAAGGCAAGAUGAGACUUGGUCUAGCUGAGAAGAGCAUGCAAGUUGCUCUUGCUCAUGCCAUGGUUUCACACGCAGCAUCUGAGGACGGUCGAAAGGUACCAUCGGACGAGGAGCUCAAGAAAGGCGAAGAAACAUUCAAGGCCGUCUACAAUGAACUGCCUUCGUAUGAGGUAAUUGUUCCAGCACUGCUGGAGAAUGGCAUAUGGAAGCUACGGGGUUCUCUGAAGCUACGUCCCGGCGUGCCUCUCAAACCCAUGCUUGCUAAGCCAACCAAGUCGCUGGGAGAGGUGCUCAACCGAUUCGAAGGCAAGGACUUCACCUGCGAGUACAAGUACGAUGGCGAGCGAGCGCAAAUUCAUUUUGUCUCACACGACUCGGACCUAGACUUUGCCACGACCGUCGCGCCCACUGCGGGAAAGUCUGAGCGUGGUGUAUCCAACAUCUUCUCCCGUAACAGCGAAGACCUGAGCAAGAAGUAUCCCGACAUCCUCAGCAAGCUACCAACCUGGAUUAAGAAGGGCACCACCAGCUUUGUCCUCGACUGUGAGACUGUCGCAUGGGACAUCGAAAAGAAGCACGUCCUUCCCUUUCAACAGCUCAUGACCCGCAAGAAGAAGGAUGUCAAAGCAGAGGAUGUCAAAGUCAAGGUCUGCGUCUUCGCUUUUGACAUCCUGUACCUGGAUGGCGAGGCACUGGUGAACAAGCCAUUCCGCGAGCGCCGCGAGUUGAUGUACAGCGCGUUUGAUGAAGUUGAGGGCGAGUUUGCAUUCGCCAAGUUUGGCAACACCAAAGAGAUUGAAGAGAUUCAGACUCUGCUGGAUGRGUCGAUCGAGGCUUCAUGCGAGGGACUGAUGGUGAAGAUGCUUGACGGCGUGGAGUCACAUUAUGAGCCAUCUCGCCGUUCUCAGAACUGGCUGAAGGUCAAGAAAGACUAUCUCGCGGGCGCCGGUGACUCGCUGGACCUUGUUGUGCUUGGAGCAUACUACGGCAAAGGCAAGCGCACGAACUGGUACGGUGCGUUUACACUUGCGUGCUACAAUACGAGUACGGAGAAGUACGAGACCGUCUGCAAUAUCGGCACUGGAUUCUCGGAGGCCCUUCUUGCUGAGCUUCAUGAAAUCCUAUCUCCACUGACCAUCGAUCGUCCCAAGCCCUUCUACGAUCAUUCCACCGGCAAAAACGACCAGCCGGACGUCUGGUUCGAGCCGAAGUUCGUCUGGGAGGUCAAGACUGCCGACCUGACCCUCAGUCCUCGUUACCGUGCUGCCAGCUCAGAGUUUGGGGGCGAUGGUGUCCACAAGGGCGUCAGUCUGCGUUUCCCUCGAUUCAUUCGUGUAAGAGACGACAAAAAGCCCGACUCGGCUACGAGCAGUCGGCAGGUUGCGGAGAUGUAUCGCAAGCAGGAGACCGUAGGUAAGGAUAAGAAGGCCGCGGUCGAUGAUGACUUUGAUUACUGA